Molecule: messenger RNA, 2004 nt
Organism: Lynx canadensis (Canada lynx)
Lineage: Eukaryota; Metazoa; Chordata; Mammalia; Carnivora; Felidae
Gene: XKR7
Product: XK related 7
Exons: 3
Coding region: 1-1746 (581 amino acids)
Biological process (GO): phosphatidylserine exposure on apoptotic cell surface; engulfment of apoptotic cell; apoptotic process involved in development
Cellular component (GO): plasma membrane
Source: RefSeq, a predicted model, not a curated record
AUGGCCGCGAAGUCGGAUGGAGCGGCGGCCGCGGCCGGCCCGGGGCCGGAGGGGGCGGCUGGAGGAGCCCGGGGUGGUGCAGGCGGGCGCGGGGAGGCGGCGGCGGCGGUGGCCGGGGGCCCUGGAGUGACCGGGGCGGGGGGCUCGGGGCCACGCUACGAGCUGCGAGACUGCUGCUGGGUGCUGUGCGCGUUGCUCGUGUUCUUCUCCGACGGCGCCACGGACCUGUGGCUGGCGGCCUCCUACUACCUGCAGGGUCAGCGCACCUACUUUGGCCUCACGUUGCUAUUCGUGCUCCUGCCCUCGCUGGUGGUGCAGCUGCUCAGCUUCCGCUGGUUCGUCUACGACUACUCGGAGCCCGCGGGAGCCCCGGGACCCGCCGUCAGCACCAAGGACAGCGGCACCGGCGGGCCCUCCAUCAGCACCAAGGACAGCGCCGCCGCCUUCCGGACCAAAGAAGGCAGCCCCCAGCUGGGUCCCGGGCCCGCGCCCUCCUCGGCCAGCGCCUACCGCCGCCGCUGCUGCCGCCUCUGCGUCUGGCUGCUGCAGACCCUCGUCCACCUCCUGCAGCUCGGCCAGGUCUGGAGGUACCUGCGCGCCAUGUACCUGGGGCUGCAGAGCCGCUGGCGCGGAGAGCGGCUGCGGCGCCACUUCUACUGGCGGAUGCUGUUCGAGAGCGCCGACGUGAGCAUGCUGCGCCUGCUGGAGACCUUUCUGCGCAGCGCGCCGCAGCUGGUGCUGCAGCUCAGCCUCCUGGUGCACCGCGGCGGCGAGCCGGACCUGCUGCCCGCCCUGUCCACCUCCGCCUCGCUCGUGUCCCUGGCCUGGACGCUGGCCUCCUACCAGAAGGUGCUGAGGGACUCACGGGACGACAAGCGGCCACUGUCCUACAAGGGCGCUGUGGCCCAGGUGCUGUGGCACCUGUUCACCAUCGCUGCUCGCAGUCUGGCCUUCGCGCUCUUUGCCAGCGUCUACAAGCUCUACUUCGGCAUCUUUAUCGUGGCCCACUGGUGCGUCAUGACCUUCUGGGUCAUCCAGGGCGAGACGGACUUCUGCAUGUCCAAGUGGGAGGAGAUCAUCUACAACAUGGUGGUGGGCAUCAUCUACAUCUUCUGCUGGUUCAAUGUCAAGGAGGGCCGCAGCCGCCGCCGCAUGACCCUCUACUACUGCAUCGUCCUGCUUGAGAACGCUGCGCUCACUGGCUUCUGGUACUCCAGCCGCAACUUCUCCACCGACUUCCACUCACUCAUCCUGGUCUGCGUGGUGGCCUCCAGCUUCGCGCUGGGCAUAUUCUUCAUGUGUGUCUACUACUGCCUCCUGCACCCCAACGGGCCCAUGCUGGGUCCCCAGAUGCCUGGCUGCAUCUGCCCUGAGGCCCCAGGACCCUGUGGCCCACCGGCCGACGCUGUCACAAGCCCCCCAAGGUCCCUGCCGAGGACUACAGGCACUGAGCGGGAUGGGGUCUCCGCGGGGGGCGAGCGUGCAGGGACCCCCACGCCACCUGUCUUCCAGGUGCGGCCUGGCUUGCCUCCCACACCAGUGCCCCGUACCUUGCGGACAGAGGGGCCUGUCAUUCGGAUCGACCUGCCCCGUAAGAAGUACCCUGCAUGGGAUGCUCAUUUUAUUGACCGCCGGCUCCGGAAGACUAUUCUGGCGCUGGAGUAUUCGUCUCCUGCCACUCCCCGGUUGCAGUACCGGAGCGUGGGGACCUCCCAGGAGUUGCUGGAGUAUGAGACCACGGUGUAAGCCACAGUCUCCCCCACGAAGAGGGACAGGCUUGGCCGACCCCACAUCGACCACAGUGUUGAGCCUGGAAUUUCAGGGCCACCCAGCUACAGGGGUGUGGAUCUGUUGGUCCAAGUGUAGAGUGGCCCUGACCUUUAUGGAGAAAGAACCAUGGGUUCUUUCUGGGGAGGGGGCAGCCUUGUGGAGGCCCCAGCCCUAGGCCUGUUUGCAGCCCUGUGGCCCAUCUCCUAAACUCCCCUGAACCGGGGCCCAGGGAAU